Molecule: messenger RNA, 2064 nt
Organism: Vitis vinifera (wine grape)
Lineage: Eukaryota; Viridiplantae; Streptophyta; Magnoliopsida; Vitales; Vitaceae
Product: serine/threonine-protein phosphatase-like
Exons: 7
Coding region: 143-1126 (327 amino acids)
Biological process (GO): peptidyl-serine dephosphorylation; double-strand break repair via homologous recombination
Cellular component (GO): cytoplasm; nucleus
Molecular function (GO): protein serine/threonine phosphatase activity
Source: RefSeq, a predicted model, not a curated record
AGGCAGUGAACCACACCAGAGGGAGAGACAGAGAGGGAGGGAGAGGGGGAGAGGGGGAGAGAGAGAGGGGGGUGGGAGGGUGAAGGAAUAAACCUUAUAAGGAGGUAUUUAUUGGGUCAAAGGAAGAGGGGGGGAGAGAGAGAUGUCAGACCUAGACAGGCAAAUAGAGCAGCUGAAGAAGUGCGAGCCUCUGAAGGAGUCGGAAGUGAAGGCCCUUUGCCUCAAAGCCAUGGAAAUCCUGGUUGAAGAGAGCAAUGUUCAGAGGGUCGAUGCUCCUGUCACGAUAUGUGGUGACAUUCAUGGGCAGUUCUAUGACAUGAAAGAGCUUUUCAAAGUAGGAGGUGAUUGUCCAAAGACAAACUACUUGUUUCUUGGAGAUUUUGUUGACAGAGGUUUUUACUCUGUUGAAACAUUUCUGCUUCUGCUAGCUCUGAAGGUGAGAUAUCCAGAUCGAAUAACGCUUAUUAGAGGAAACCAUGAGAGUCGUCAGAUCACACAGGUAUACGGAUUCUAUGACGAGUGUCUGCGUAAAUAUGGUUCUGUGAAUGUUUGGAGAUACUGCACCGAUAUAUUUGAUUACUUAAGCCUGUCGGCCCUCAUUGAGAACAGGAUUUUUAGUGUCCAUGGUGGUCUCUCUCCUGCCAUAUCCACACUCGACCAGAUCCGAACAAUAGAUCGGAAGCAAGAAGUACCCCAUGACGGUGCCAUGUGUGACCUCCUAUGGUCAGAUCCCGAAGACAUUGUAGAGGGUUGGGGAUUGAGUCCCCGGGGUGCUGGUUACUUAUUUGGUGGCAGUGUUGUCGCUUCUUUUAACCAUGAGAAUAAUAUUGAUUAUAUAUGUCGUGCCCAUCAAUUGGUAAUGGAAGGAUACAAGUGGAUGUUCAAGAAUCAAAUCGUUACCGUCUGGUCAGCCCCAAAUUAUUGUUACAGAUGUGGUAAUGUAGCUGCAAUUCUUGAGCUGGAUGAGAAUCUUAAUAAGGAGUUCCGGGUGUUUGAAGCAGCUCCACAAGUUUGUACACUUACCCAUUUGCAGUUGACAAAUGUUGACAAAGGCAGAAAAUUACUUAUGCAAUUUUUUAUCAUUUCAAGCAGCAGCAAUUGCAGCAUGAUACACAAUGCUUGCUAGCCAUCUAUGUUUUGUGUUAUAUCCUUAAGAUGAGGGGUCCAUACAUUCAAUGGGUGAACAAAAGAACAAAAGUUCUCAGGUUAUUUGUAGAAGGUACCUGCAAUGCCUAUAUGAUACCACUAGGGGCACUCCUGAGACAUGUAGGGUUUCAGAACUUUUGGGAUAUUCUCUCCAUAGGGUUUGAAAUCUUCGUUGUGUUUUCCCAGAUAAGCUUUCUGAAAUUAACCCAUAUACAAGUCACACAAUAUGUGAUGCUUCACCAAUUGGAUGGCAUGUGACCCUUGAUUGUGCAUGGCCUGUAGGCAGAAGACACAUUAUACAUUAUGUUUUUUUGCUGCAUUUCUAUCUUAUUAAAUAAUCAUGUUGUAUUGAUUAUGGUAAUGGUGCAUUGAAAGAUUAUAGUAACAAAUGCAGGAAUCAAGAGGAGCUCCUGCUAAAAAACCUGCACCAGAUUAUUUUCUCUGAAAUAUGGUUCAGAAGGCUCUUGUGUUAUCAUUCAAAUAUGCUUGAUGUGAUCGACAAGAUAAUAUGCAUUUGCAUCAUGAAGAAUGACCUCAUUGAUACCAAAAGAAUCAAUGGAUAGGCUUCUCAAUGAUGGGCUCCCUGGAAUGGCCAAGAAGAAUCGGACUUUUGGGUUCUUGAUGGGUUUGCCUUGUUUUCCUUGCCCAUAUUUACCAUCUUUUGAUGUUUAUCUGUAAUAAUAGUGUGUAUUACAUAAUAUGUUGUGCCACUGAAUCAUUGAAUAUAGAACCCCUAAUCUGUUACCCACAAAGAGAAAAGGGGUCACAUAAGGGGAGGAAUCUUUUUUCCUUUCUCUUGGAAAUAUGAACACAAAAGAUAGGAUUGUGGAUCCUGAAGGAGAUAAUUGGAAGCAUCAUGAAAAAGGUUUUCAAGUUGGGUUAUGAUUCCUUGGAGCAAUAAAAUUGCUUUAUAAUUCA